Messenger RNA from Fusarium mangiferae, 2316 nucleotides. RefSeq names its product putative SEC23. Gene Ontology annotation, cellular component: endoplasmic reticulum exit site; COPII vesicle coat. The transcript has 7 exons. The record is from RefSeq and is a predicted model, not a curated record. NCBI's taxonomy places the organism in Eukaryota, Fungi, Ascomycota, Sordariomycetes, Hypocreales, Nectriaceae. Gene Ontology annotation, biological process: COPII-coated vesicle budding; intracellular protein transport; COPII-coated vesicle cargo loading. The coding region runs from base 1 to 2316 and encodes 771 amino acids. Gene Ontology annotation, molecular function: GTPase activator activity; zinc ion binding.
AUGGAUUACGAGACGCUCAAGGAGCAAUGGAGCGAGGUCGAGGACCGCGAUGGUGUCCGUCUAAGCUGGAAUGUGUUUCCCAGCUCACGUAUGGAAGCCUCUAGACUCGUCGUGCCCAUCGGCGCUCUCUAUACCCCGUUAAAGGAGAAGCCCGAUACUCCUCUACUCCAUUUCGAGCCCGUUACAUGCAAACAGCCCUGUCGCUCUGUAUUGAACCCGUUCUGUCAAGUCGAUGUUCGUGCCAGAGUUUGGAUCUGUCCUUUCUGCCUUUCGAGAAAUCAGCUUCCACCUCACUACAAGGACAUAACUGCAAACGCUAUCCCCCCCGAACUUCACCCUGCGAAUACCACGAUAGAAUAUCGCCUCUCACGACCUGCUCCCGCGCCCCCGAUCUUUCUCUAUGUCGUCGAUAUGUGCCAGGAGGCUGACAGCCUCGCCUCUUUGAAAGAAUCGCUUGUGAUGAGUUUGAGUCUGCUUCCCGAGAACGCUCUUGUUGGUCUCAUCACUUAUGGCACAAUGGCUCAUGUCCACGAGAUCGGCUACGAGGAAUGCGCCAAGUCCUAUGUUUUCCGAGGUAGCAAAGAAUAUGCUGCGAAGCAAGUCCAGGAGAUGCUUGGUCUAUCAUCCUCCGGCGUACGACCCGGCUUGCAACCUCAGCCCGGUCGCCCAUUCCCUGCCGGCCCGGCAUCUCGCUUCCUCCUCCCUGUCCAGCAGGCCGAGUUCCAGCUGACCAAGGCUCUCGAAUCCCUUCAAAAGGACCCCUGGCCAGUUGCGAAUGACAGACGUAACCUUCGAUGCACCGGAGUUGCCCUCAGCGUUGCCGUCGGUCUUUUGGAGUCAUCUUUCCAGAAUGCAGGUGGGCGCAUCAUGCUCUUUGCUGGAGGCCCUGCUACUGAAGGCCCUGGCAUGGUCGUGGGGCCCGAGUUGAGAGAGCCUAUCCGAUCCCACCAUGAUAUUGAUCGGGACAACGUUAAGUAUUACAAAAAGGCUCUGAAGUUUUACGAGAACUUGGCCAAACGAACGGCACACAAUGGUCACAUUAUUGACAUUUUUGCUGGUUGUCUGGAUCAGGUCGGUCUCCUCGAAAUGAAGGGCCUAUGUAAUUCAACCGGUGGUCACAUGAUUCUGACUGAUAGUUUCACUUCUUCCAUGUUCAAACAAUCAUUUGUACGAAUCUUUGAGAAGGAUGGCGAUGAUAAUCUACUCAUGGGUUUCAACGCAGUGUUGGAAGUUCUGACCACAAAGGAACUGAAGGUCACAGGUCUCAUUGGACACGCAGUCUCUCUCAACAAGAAGUCGAUCUCUGUGGGCGAGACUGAAUGUGGAAUUGGCAACACAUGUUCUUGGAAGAUGUGCGGCAUCGACCCCAAAUCGAGCUACGGUAUCUACUUUGAGAUUGCCGGCCAAGGUCCUGCCACACAUCAACAAGCACCGCAGAAGGGCAUGAUGCAGUUCCUGACGUACUAUCAGCACUCGUCGGGCCAGUUCCACCUCCGCGUCACGACUGUCGCCCGCAACCUUAGUAGCCCUGCUGGGGACCCAGCAAUCGCGCAGUCCUUCGACCAAGAGGCCGCCGCUGUCCUCAUGUCACGAAUUGCCGUGUUCAAGGCCGAGGUUGAUGAUGGCCCUGAUGUCCUACGCUGGGUUGACAGAAUGUUGAUUCGCCUCUGCUCCAGAUUCGCGGACUACAGGAAAGAUGAUCCUUCAUCCUUCCGACUGGAGAAGAACUUUACGUUAUACCCUCAAUUCAUGUUCCAUCUCAGACGAAGCCAGUUCCUGCAGGUUUUCAACAACUCUCCAGAUGAAACAGCCUUCUACCGCCACGUGCUCAACCAUGAAGAUGUUAGUAACUCACUCGUGAUGAUUCAGCCAACCCUGGACUCCUACACCUUCGACCAGGAUGGCGGCCAGCCAGUUCUUUUGGAUUCGGCCUCUAUCCAACCAACUCACAUUCUGCUUCUCGAUACUUUCUUCCACAUUCUCAUCUUCCACGGUGAAACAAUUGCAGAGUGGAGAAAGGCUGGCUACCAAGAUCAAGAAGGUUAUGAGAACUUCGCUGGUUUGUUGGAACAACCCAAGGAGGAUGCUCGCGAUCUCAUCACUGACCGCUUUCCUCUUCCUCGAUUCAUUGUUUGCGAUGCUGGCGGUUCUCAGGCUCGAUUCCUCCUGUCCAAGCUUAACCCAUCUACUACACACACCACUGGUCCAUAUGGUGGUGUAGGAGCCACCACUGCUCAGACAAUUUUCACAGACGACGUAUCUCUACAGACCUUCAUGGACCACUUGAUGAAGCUUGCUGUGAGCGGUACCAAUUGA